Messenger RNA from Lytechinus variegatus (green sea urchin), 5193 nucleotides. Its product is annotated as mucin-17-like. Lineage: Eukaryota; Metazoa; Echinodermata; Echinoidea; Temnopleuroida; Toxopneustidae. The coding region runs from base 1 to 5193 and encodes 1730 amino acids. The transcript has a single exon. The record is from RefSeq and is a predicted model, not a curated record.
AUGGACUUGCAACAAAUAACUACACAUGAAACGUUGGGAAUACGAGACAUCACACUUCCUACUGACGUUAUCACUGAGUUUGUGAGCAUUGUUUCAGAUCAAACUAGUCAACCAACCAAAGAUUCAUAUCAUGGUGCCAUCGGAGAUAUAAAUGCUGAAAGGGGGACAACUAUACCGAGUAGCACAAAAAGUGAAUCAAGUCUAGAAACUGAUAUGGACUCUGAAUUUCAAGUUACUGCAAUGUCUUUUAGUGCGGAUAAUGCAAGAAUUAAUACAGAAAGGUCAACCACUGAAAAACAAGAUGAACUAAGAACGAGAACUGGUACGGCGUUAACCACUGAAAUCUUGACUGCAUUCUCAACCCAGAUUCCAUUGUCCAGCAGAUCAGACGAUCUCAGCUUUGUAGACAACAAUGUAACAAACGAAGAAUCGGAUGAAAAAAUGACAGUCAGUUCUGAAUUAACAACUGAACCUCGUCCGCAAUGGUCUUCAUCUACCCCAAUUGGAUCGAUGCAAGAGACGACAGAUAUCGUCACCGGAAUCGCCAGACCAACUCAAAGUCAAGAAGUUGUGUCGACUGAAAUCGAUAUCCAACAAAGAACCGCAGAUGAUACAUUGGGAAUACAAGACAUCACUCUUCCAACUGAAGUUGUCACUGAGUCUGUGAGCAUUGUUUCAGAUCAAACGAGUCAACCAACCAAAGAUUCAGUUUAUGGUGCCAUCGGAGAUAUAAAUGCUGAAAGGGGGACAACUUUACCAAGUAACACAAAAAGCGAAUCAAGUCUAGAAACUGAUUGGGACUCUGAAUUUCAAGCUACUACAAUGUCUUCUAGUGAUGAUAAUGAAAGAAUUAAUACAGAAAGGGCAACCACUGAAAAACAAGAUGCACUAAGACCGAGAACUGGUACGGCGUUAACCACUGAAAUCUUUACUGCCCUCUCAACCCAGAUUCCAUUGUCCAGUAGAUCAGACGAUCUCAGCUUUGGGGUCAACAAUGUAACAAACGAAGAAUCGGAUGAAAAAAUGACAGUCAGUUCUGAAUUAACAACUGAACCUCGUCCGCAAUGGUCUUCAUCUACCCCAAUUGGAUCGAUGCAAGAGACGACAGAUAUCGUCACCGGAAUCGCCAGACCAACUCAAAUUCAAGAAGUUGUGUCGACUGAAAUCGAUAUCCAACAAAGAACCGCAGAUGAUAUAUUGGGAAUACAAGACAUCACUCUUCCAACUGAAGUUGUCACUGAGUCUGUGAGCAUUGUUUCAGAUCAAACUAGUCAACCAACAAAAGAUUCUGUUUAUGGUUCCAUCGGAGAUAUAACGACUGAAAGGGGGAAAACUAUACCAAGUAACUCAAAAAGCGAAUCAAGUCUAGAAACUGAUUGGGACUCUGAAUUUCAAGUUACUACAAUGUCUUUUAGUGUGGAUAAUGCAAGAAUUAAUACAGAAAGGGCAACCACUGAAAAACAAGAUGCACUAAGAACGAGAACUGAUAUGACUUUAGCCACUGAAAUCUUUACUGCCGUCUCAACCCAGAUUCCAUUGUCCAGCAGAUCAGACGAUCUCAGCUUUGUAGACAACAAUGUAACAAACGAAGAAUCGGAUGAAAAAAUGACAGUCAGUUCUGAAUUAACAACUGAACCUCGUCCGCAAUGGUCUUCAUCUACCCCAAUUGGAUCGAUGCAAGAGACGACAGAUAUCGUCACCGGAAUCGCCAGACCAACUCAAAGUCAAGAAGUUGUGUCGACUGAAAUCGAUAUCCAACAAAGAACCGCAGAUGAUACAUUGGGAAUACAAGACAUCACUCUUCCAACUGAAGUUGUCACUGAGUCUGUGAGCAUUGUUUCAGAUCAAACUAGUCAACCAACAAAAGAUUCACCAGUUGAUGGUAACGUGGGAGAUAAUAUAGGAGAAAGAUGGACAACUAUACCAAGUAAAACAGAAAGCGAAGUAAGUCUUGAAACUGAAUUCAAUGCUGGAUUUCAAACAUAUACUGUAACAGAAGUCCAUUCUCAAACCCCACCAUCCACAUCACUUACAACUAUCGUAACUGAUAUUGCCAGAUCAUCUCAUAUUCAAGAAGUCUUAUCGACUGAAAUGGACUCGCAACAAAUAACUACAGAUGAAGUAUUGGGAAUACGCGACAUCACACUUCCUACUGACGUUGUCACUGAGAUUGUGAACAUUGUUUCAGAUCAAACUAGUCAACCAACAAAAGAUUCAGUUCAUGGUACCAUCGGAGAUGAUAUAGCAGAAAGUGGGACAACUAGACCAAGUAAAAGAGAAAGCGAAUCAGGUCUAGUAUAUGUAUUGUACACAAAAUUUCAAGAAUAUACUGUAACAGACGUCCAUUCUCGAACCCCACCAUCCACAUCACCUACAACUAUCGUAACUGAUAUUGCCAGAUCGUCUCAUAUUCAAGAAGUCUUAUCGACUGAAAUAGAUUCUCAACAAAUAACUACACAUGAAAAAUUGGGAAUACAAGACAUCACACUUCCUACUGACGUUGACACUGAGUUUGUGAGCAUUGUUUCAGAUCAAACUAGUCAACCAACCAAAUAUUCAUUUCAUGGUGCCAUCGGAGAUAUAAAUGCUGAAAGGGGGACAACUAUACCAAGUAACACAAAAAGCGAAUCAAGUCUAGAAACUGAUUGGGACUCUGAAAUUCAAGCUACUACAAUGUCUUCUAGUGAGGAUAAUGCAAGAAUUAAUACAGAAAGGUCAACCACUGAAAAACAAGAUGAACUAAGAACGAGAACUGAUACGACUUUAGGCACUAAAAUCUUUACUGCCGUCUCAACCCAGAUUCCCUUGUCCAGCACAUUAGACGAUCUCAGCAAUGUGGACGACAAUGUAACAAACGAAGAAUCGGAUGAAAAAUUGGCAGUCAGUUCUGAAUUAACAACUGAACCUCGUCCGCAGUGGUCUUCAUCUACUCCAAUUGGAUCGAUGCAAGAGACGACAGAUAUCGUCACCGGAAUCGCCAGACCAACUCAAAUUCAGGAAGUAGUGUCGACUGAAAUCGAUAUCCAACAAAGAACCGCAGAUGAUAUAUUGGGAAUACAAGACAUCACUCUUCCAACUGAAGUUGUCACUGAGUCUGUGAGCAUUGUUUCAGAUCAAACUAGUCAACCAACAAAAGAUUCAGUUCAUGCUACCAUCGGAGAUGAUAUAGCAGAAAGAGGGACAACUAUACCAAGUAAAACAGAAAGCGAAUCUAGUCUUGAAACUGAAUUGAAUACUGAAUUUCAAACAUAUACUGUAACAGAAGUCCAAUCCCCAACGCCAUCUUCCACAUCACCUAAAAUUAUUGUCACUGAUAUUGCCAGACCAUCUCAUAUUCAAUACCUCUUAUCGACUGAAAUGGACUCGCAACGAAUAACUACACAUGAAACAUUGGGAAUACGAGACAUCACACUUCCUACUGACGUUGUCACUGAGUUUGUGAGCAUUGUUUUGGAUCAAACUAGUCAACCAACCAAAGAUUCAGUUCAUGGUACCAUCAGAGAUAAUAUACGGGAAAGAGGAACAACUAUCCAAAGCAAAAUAGAAAGCGAAUUGAGUCUAGGAACUGAUUGGGACACUGAAUAUCAAACAUAUACUGUAACGGAAGUCCUAUCCCCAACGCCAUCUUCCACAUCACCUCCAACUAAAAUCAUGUCCACUGCAAUCGAUGGUGAUCUGAGGAGCACUGACCAAUCCCAAGAUCUUAUAUCUUCAUAUCUAGGAACAGAACAAGCUACUGAGAUGCUUACUAGUGAGGAUAAUGUAAGAGAUAAGGCACAACAGGUAACAACUGUACAACAAACUACACUUAGAUCGGGACGUCGCACGACUUUGGCCACUGAAAAUUUUACUGGCGUCUCAACGCAUAUUCUGAUGACGAGCAGAACAGAUGAUUCAAGCUCGGUGGACAUUAAAAUGACCGACGUAGAAUUUGAUGAAAAAACGGCUUUCAUUUCUGAAUUACCAACGGAAGUUCGACCGGAAUGGUCUUCAUCUACACCAAUCGGAUCAAUGCGAAGGACGACAGACAUCGUCACAGAAAUUAAAAGACCAACUCAUAUUCAAGAAUUCAUAUCGUCUGAAAUGGACUCACAACAAAUAACUACAGAUAAACCAUUGGGAAUAAAAGACAUCACACUUCCUACUGACGUUGCCAUUGAGUUUGUUAGCAUUGUUUUAGAUCAAACGAGUCAACCAACCAAAUAUUCACCAGUGGAUGGUACCAUCGGAGAUAAUAUAGCAGACAGGGGGACAACUACCCAGACUAAAACAGAUAGCGAAAUAAGUCUAGGGACUGAAUGGGACAUUGAAUUUGAAACAUAUACUGUAACAGAUGUCCAAUCUUCAAAGCCAUCUUCUACAUCACCUAAAACUAUUGUCACUGAUAUUGCCAGACCAACUCAUAUUCAAGAACUCGUAUCGGCUGAAAUGGACUCACAACAAAUAACUACAGAUGAAGCAUUGGGAAUACAAGACAUCACUGACAGCAUUUCAACUACGAUCGACGGAGAUCCGAAGAGCACUGACCAAUCCUCUGACAUGAAAUCUAGUUUUCUAGGAACAGAAACACCUCUAACAAUGCCUACUACUGAGGGAAAACCUGGCACUAAGCCUAAGACAGAGGGAGUAUUGACAGAAAUCCCCGAUACACCAACAUUGGAGGGAGAUGGAGACUUAACUACUGAAAUCAUAUCAGGUAUCUCUACCCAGAGCAUCAUGACAAGCAAAUCAGAUGACUUGAAUCUAUGGGAUACAACAACGCCUUUGCUCUCCAAAUCAUCUACAAACACGGGUACUGAUUUACCUACAUUUAGUUUCGAGGCGAUAGUUACGGAAAAGUCAGAUAUUGUAAGUGACAGUCUCGAAAUAACUGAAACGGAAAAGGGAAUUUCCCAAGAAAUGGACUUCGAAAGCGCAGCCACAGACAAGCCAUUUCAGAUGACUGAUGCAACAUACUCUACUCUCUCUGUCACACAUGAUGUGGCUUCUAUUUUAGAGAGAACAGUAGGACAUACCAAGAAACAACAUUCUAAACAUACAUUCCCAAUUGGAACGCCUACCGACAGAAGCGUAACAGAAGACGAGUGGUAUACUGAAACCAUUACGUACAGCCUAGAAGGAAAAGAAUCGUCGAGGGGACAUGGGCCAAACACUAGCUCCAACAGAGACACGCACAACUGCUGUAUCUACUGA